Anisakis simplex (herring worm) is the source of this 447-nucleotide messenger RNA. Lineage: Eukaryota; Metazoa; Nematoda; Chromadorea; Rhabditida; Anisakidae. The record is from the annotation of a GenBank genome assembly.
AUGACUCGUAAUUUCAUAACAUUUAUAGUGAUGGCACUCCCACCAGCUCAUGCGUUCGGUAAUGGUAUUAUACCGCCCCAACCACCACCACCUCAACCACCGACUGGCUUCUUUCAAGCGUCCUCUCAACCUCAGUUAGGUGGACAUCAUGCUGUCCCACAACAGAUGCUUCCCGAAAGUGUUCUCGAGGAAAAGUCAAGGAAAUGGAAGCAACUGCAGUCGAAGAGAUACGCCGAAAAGAGAAAAUUCGGUUUUGUUGAUGCUCAAAAAGAGGAAAUGCCGCCUGAGCACGUACGUAAAAUAAUCCGUGAUCAUGGCGAUAUGACAUCCAGGAAAUACAGACACGACAAACGUGUGUAUUUGGGUGCUUUGAAAUACAUGCCGCAUGCGGUGUUAAAACUGCUCGAGAACAUGCCUAUGCCAUGGGAACAAAUUCGUGAUUGCAAA